AACAUCAAACUGUGCGUGAAAAAAAAAACCCACGGAACAGCCAGUUCAUCGUCCUUCGAUUCACUCCGCUUUCUUUUUCGAGCACCAUGAUUAGCAGCACUGCCGGGGAUCUGUCCUGUAACAUCGCAAACUUGUGCCGCAUUUGCUCGACUCCCGGAUCGCACAGCAUAUUUGUCAAAAUUCCAGCCUACCUGCAUGAACAUCCCCGGGAAUGUGCUCGCUGGACGAUGCCAAUCCACAGGCUAGUAACGGAGGUGACCGGACUCGAUAUCACCGUAGAUGAUGGACUUCCGCAGAAGAUUUGCGUUCUGUGCAUUUCCUACCUGAAGCACGCCUACACAUUCCGAAGGCAAACGAUCGACAAUGUCGCUGCAUUGCUUGCUGCCAAGUACCUGCUCGGGGUACAGGAGCAACGGAAGGAAUCGAAGAAUAUGGAUGAUAUGGAGGAGAUUAUUCCAACUAUGGUUGCUCCAGCGGUGAUUCGGGCAAAUGUAAAUGUCGCUAGCUAUAAGAUGAUGAAUCUCGGGGGAGGACGAGGAAGGAAGUCCGUUCCAUAUCAGAAAAAUCUUGAUAAGGAGGUACUCCAGCAGGUGCUCGGUGGGAGCGUCCAGCAGAAGAAGAAGCAAAACAAUGCCGAAGAGGAACGACGGCGUAUUGAGGAGGCAUUCUUGAGUAGAUGGCAAGAUUCAUCUCCCGAGGAUAAUGCGACGGGAAGCGCCAGUGGAUUCUUCAGCUAUACAGAGAAAGAAUUUCAAGAAGACGACGUCAUGGAGCUGGAUGUUCUGAAGGAACACAAUAUUACGUUUAAUCUACCGGAAGAUUACAAAGAAAAGAAAUGUCCUUCCUGUCGGAAGCGAUUCAUGUUCGACGAGUCAUACAAUGAACACCUCAAGGAGUGUCUUCUUUUCAAGCUGGUCAAAUUUAUACGGGAAGUGUAUCAUUUCCUGUUCCUCAAGGAAAAUCGUUCUAUUUCUUCGUUCGAGUUCAUCAGGAGAGUGGUAUUUUCUGUUAAGAAAACGGUUGAAGUGAUCUCCAGUUACGGCGAAGAAAGUACAGAACCGGAAUCGGAAGUUGCAACAACUUCCACCGCUCAGACAGCCGAUGAUGAUCAAAGCAAGAUCGAACGUUCGUUCUUGACCAACCUGGAAAAGCUUCGAGUGAGCUACAAUCCGGAAGGAACGAUCAUUCCUUCUCCUAUUGCUCUGAUGCAGCAAAGCGACGACGGACGAAGUUCCUUUACCACAGGAUCUACCUCAAUUUCUCCGGUCGUGGCGGUGACCAGGUGCGAAGAAUGUCAUGCGACAUUCGAAUCGGUCACCGAGCUGGAAGUGCACAAUCUCAACUAUCAUCGCCAACCACUGACCACAGCUGCCACUCCGAAUAAUCUGAAAAGACUGGCACCUUUCCCUCAACCACCCAUGCCACCAUCGCCGAAGGAAGUGGAUAUGAUUAAAAACCGACUCCUAUCACGCACACCGGAUUCGAACAGCGGAGGUCAAGCCGAAAGCGAAAGCGAUGAUCAGCGUAAGGCGAUCAGUUGCAAGAAGUGCAAGAGACGCUUCUACACGAUUUCACAACUGGACAAUCAUCAAAUCCGCUCCUGCCAGCGGAAGUCACCUCGGCGGCUGCCAGAGUCGCGUGACAGCCCAGCAGAUCGUAGCCGGAAGAAUCUAAAUGCCAGUUAUUUUUACACGAUGGAGCUACUCAAGGAAAUGAAAUAGUGACCGGAUGUUUACGGUGAUGCAUUUUAUCAUGACGACGCACAUGUAUUUUUAGUUGGUAUGUUUUUCUCGUUUCUGAAACAAAGACUGUCGCAUGUUAGGUGUGUGCCAAUUUGUGUUUUGACCGUUUUUUUUUUUUUUUUUAGCAAAGCUUUAAUAUUUUUGUUUCUAUUCUUACAACAUGUAAUGUAAAGUAA
This is a messenger RNA of Ochlerotatus camptorhynchus, 1918 nucleotides long. RefSeq lists its product as uncharacterized. The transcript is spliced from 2 exons. NCBI's taxonomy places the organism in Eukaryota, Metazoa, Arthropoda, Insecta, Diptera, Culicidae. The coding region runs from base 87 to 1721 and encodes 544 amino acids. Gene Ontology annotation, cellular component: nucleus. Gene Ontology annotation, molecular function: zinc ion binding. The record is from RefSeq and is a predicted model, not a curated record.